This is a messenger RNA of Xenopus tropicalis (tropical clawed frog), 1954 nucleotides long. RefSeq names its product atypical chemokine receptor 3 (gene ackr3). Gene Ontology annotation, molecular function: chemokine binding; coreceptor activity; G protein-coupled receptor activity. The record is from RefSeq and is marked provisional. Gene Ontology annotation, cellular component: membrane; endosome; plasma membrane. NCBI's taxonomy places the organism in Eukaryota, Metazoa, Chordata, Amphibia, Anura, Pipidae. Gene Ontology annotation, biological process: angiogenesis; G protein-coupled receptor signaling pathway; vasculogenesis.
CAAGUGAGAAGUCGUGUAGGAACCUGCGCCCUAGAGUCAAGCAGCGGGGUUGUUUGCAGACAUUUCGCAGCAAUGAGUGCAGCUGACUUUGCCGCCGCAAUGGAUUACAUGGAAAGUAUGAAUUCCACUGAAUUCAAUCUGAGCUGCUCCAAUGGGGACUGCAUUAUACUGGAGUCCUUAUCCUGCCCCAACACGCUGAACAAGAGUGCUCUGCUCUAUACACUUGCUAUAGUCUACAUCUUUAUCUUUGUCAUGGGACUCCUGGCCAACUCAGUGGUUAUCUGGCUCAACCUGCAGGCCAAGACUACUGGUUAUGAAACACACCUGUAUAUUUUCAACUUGGCCAUAGCUGAUCUAUGUGUCCUUCUCACUCUGCCAGUCUGGGUGGUGUCUUUGGUCCAGCAUAACCAGUGGCCAAUGGGUGAGAUGACCUGCAAAAUUACACACUUGGUGUUUUCCAUUAACCUGUACAGCAGCAUCUUCUUCCUUACAUGCAUGAGUGUCGAUCGCUACCUGUGUGUGUCACUAAAUGGCACUGCUGGUCAGCGCAGAAGAAAGAUCAUACGACGAUUGGUCUGUGUCCUUGUCUGGCUUGUUGCCUUUGUUGUCUCCCUACCAGACACUUACUACUUAAAGACUGUUUCCUCCCCUGUUACUAAUGAGACCUAUUGCCGCUCAAUGUACCCCGAGGAAACCUUUAAAGAGUGGCUAUUAGGAAUGGAGAUAGUGUCCAUUAUGCUGGGAUUUGUUAUUCCCUUCCCAAUAAUUGCAAUCUUUUAUUGUCUGCUGGCUUGGACUCUUUCUUCAUCAUCAUCAUCUUCUGGAGACCAAGAGCGGAGAAUCAGUGGAAGGCUCAUUGUUUCUUAUGUAGUUGUGUUUAUGGUUUGUUGGCUGCCAUACCAUGCCAUGGUCAUACUAGAUGUCAUGUCUUUCCUGCAGCUGCUUCCUUUCAGUUGUUUUUUGGAUAAUUUCCUCUAUGCUGCCCUCCACAUCACCCAGUGUUACUCCCUGCUCCACUGUUGCAUCAACCCAAUCUUGUACAGUUUCAUCCACCGGAACUACCGCUAUGAGAUAAUGAAAGCCUUUAUCUUCCGCUACUCAUCAAAGACUGGUCUCACCAAGCUUAUUGAAUCUUCGAAGGUAUCUGAAGCAGAAUACUCAGCUGUAGACCAAAUUCCAAAGUGAGGCCCAUCACUGCCUUUGAUGGCUGCCUUAGAAAUCUCUGUGCUCCACACUUAUGUCUGAAUGGGGCAACUGGGACCAAAGUGGCUCGCAUUCCUGCUGAUAUUAUCAGCUGAGAGUGAAAUCGUCUUGAAAGCAGUUGCCCACGCAGGAGUGCAGUUUGGCAGAUCACCAUGCCAAUCAUAAGACAUUAGAGGCGCUCAUGCAAAGUGAAAUGUAAUCUGCUUGCAAAUCAUCUUUCGCUGUACUGUACCCUUAACAGGGAGAAUAAAGCACUGACACAAGUUUCUGUGAACACGUUCCUGUUCAAGAUGGCCAAGACCAAGCUUCUUUCUUUGCAAUAAAUAAUGGACUAAGCUGACGGAGUAACUCAUUUGUCCCAAUCUACAAGCACAACUCAAAAGGUAUCUCAGCCAAAUAGCCACAACUGGCAAACUCCCAGUGAAUGUGGCAUCUUGAGUGAAAGUGAAAUCUGUAAAUACUGUAUGUCAGCAACUGUUGUAAAAAUGUAAUAUAAAAUGCUUUUUCUAAAGCUCUAUAUAUAUUUUUCUAUAGCUUAUUGUAUUUAAAAGCCAUUUUUGUUAAUUGGCAGUACUUUGUAUUUGAAAUUCAAAUAGACAUAUCUAUAUAUCUUCUAUAUAUAAUAUCUAUAUUUUUGAAGUGUUUAUUAUGUUAUGUGACAACUGAAAUUUCCACUUGUUUCAUAAUGUCCUUUGAUGGUUUUGAUAUUUACUGAAUGCUCUUUUAGCCAUUAAAGCAUUUUGUUAAACCA